GGUCCAUUACUGGUGUUUGUUUUGGUUUAAGGCAACACAGUGUUCUGGCUUUGGGGGAUACUGAGGACAAGCUUUAAAGUUUAAAUUCACACGAAUCACGGUUAUCAUUUAGGUGCACCAAACGAAGCUUGCCUUCAUUUCAGUACGUGACGGGUCCGUUAGUAGGAAGCACGGGGGGGUUGCUGCGUAUUGCCAGAAGAGCCGUAGCUGUGUGUUCCCGCGGCUCAGUGCGUGGAAACUGGAAGUGGGGGGCAGACGCGCUGCUGGUUGUUCACUGUGGACUCCGAUCUCUCACGCCCCGAGAGAUGGGUUAGGAGAUGAAGUGGUGAGCUCUCUCACUCGUACAUAUUUGUGAAAGCUCCUGCAAUCCCCAGCGCAGCGGUACGUUCUUGGCUCCCCGACGCGACAGACAGUACACCAAUGGUGCUGCGCAGACUGCUCAGAAAACGCUGGGUCCUGGCUGUUGUAUUCGGACUCUCCCUCGUCUACUUCCUCAGCAGCACCUUGAAGCAGGAGGAGAGAACUAUACGAGACCGGACUCUCCUGCAGGCCAGAGACUCUGAGCAUCGUAUUGCCUGGAAAGUUCACUUCAAUCUUGGCAACAGCAGUAGACAGAUCACACAGUGCCGGAAUUCUGUUCAAGGCAAAACGCUUCUCACCGACGAGCUGGGUUAUGUCUGUGAAAGAAGGCAUCUCCUGGUGAAUGGCUGCUGCAACAUCAAUACCCCCAGCACCACGCAGUACCUCUGCAAAAGCUGUUUGAGCAAUGGAUGCUGCAGCAUCUAUGAGUACUGCAUCUCCUGCUGCCUUCAGCCUGACAAGCAACCCCUGCUUGAGCACUUCCUCAACAGAGCAGCGGAAGGCUUUCGGAACCUUUUCACUGCUGUGAAGGACCAUUUUGAGCUCUGUCUGGCCAAGUGUCGCACCUCCUCCCAGAGUGUUCAGCACGAAAACACCUACAGAAACCCACAAGCCAAAUUCUGCUAUGGCGAAAGUCCUCCAGACCUCCUGCCAGUUUGAUCCUGCAGCUCUGUGGGUCUCCAUCACAGUGGACGCACAAAGAGAUGGGAGAACAGUGGGUGUUGAGCAUGGAACUGCUUUCCUCCUCCAUACCCAUCAUUCUGCGCUGGCUGGACUGGGAUGAGGCAUUGCAUGAUGAAGGAAAACAACAAGAACCUCAGUUUGGAAAAACAUUUUAAUGUACACUUCAUAAGUGCAUUGAACACUUUUUUACUUCAUCAGUGAUGAUUUUCAGGUCCCAGUUACCUAUCCAUAUCUCAAACAACUUAAGGAAUGGGAGGUAAAUUUAACAGCUCAACAUGCUCACUUUGGCAUUGUUCUAUACUAAUUUAUCUGUAACAAUGGUACAGUCUCUGCGUUUGCCCAUGUAUGAGUAUUCAGAUACACAAAAUGUGACUUUCCUUUUAUGUAUGGUAUGUACCCCAUGUAAUAUGUUUUUGUAUGUAGAAAAAGUAAGCCAAGUAGCCAUCACAUGCUUUUUGGCUUACACUCUAGUUUUUCUUUUGUUAAUUGAAAGGUAUUCAGGUUUCAUUACAUAUUUCUUAAGUCAGUCUUAUUUUAAUAUCUGGAAUUUUUGUCUGUUUAACAUUGGUGUUAUGGUGUUGAAAAGCUUUAUUUGUAAGCUACAAGCCCCUAGAUCAGCAUGUUCAUUGCUAAAACAUGUAAUCCUCUAAUUUCUGGUUUGGAAAAAAUGGAUUGUUUGUGAGGUUUAGGAUGUUUUUCACUUGCAUGAAAGAGAAAUGAGAACCAGAGUUAAAAUGGAUAACAAUGAGGUAAUGAUAAAACAUUUGUACACUUUAAAUUCCUUUAUGCUUUAUUCAAGGAUCAUGUGGUAAAUUAAAUUCAGCAGACACUCUACUUUGCUCAUAAUAUGUGUUGCAAGGAUCCUGGAUGAAAAGUAACAAAUAUGUGCUUGACUAACAAAGUAUACCAUAAACUGUUUUAUUUCUGAGAACUGAUUAAAAUUUCACUGUUAAUAUCUGUUUUAGGGGUUUUGCUUGUGCUAUGGCUCUUUUAGAAACGGACAAAAUGAUUUGUCUUGUAUUUUGGAAAAACUUCCCGAAAACAUCAUGUAAUUUCCUGGAAUUCACGUAAAUUAAAAUUUUUGCUCAGCCCCUUUAUUUUGUGUAUUGUAUCAGAAAGAUAGGUUUGUGUUGAGAAGCCAGCCUUUCCCUGCCUAACUUCCCGAGAGUCUGCUGAUGGGCAGUUGAAGACAGCAAACCCAUCCCAGCUGAGAAAACUCAUCACAUUCUCCUGCUUCUAGGCAGAGUAAACUGUUGGCAUGCAAGAAACGUUACUAGUGCCGAACAAUUAA
Scleropages formosus (Asian bonytongue) is the source of this 2335-nucleotide messenger RNA. RefSeq names its product SREBF pathway regulator in golgi 1 (gene spring1). Gene Ontology annotation, biological process: positive regulation of SREBP signaling pathway. The record is from RefSeq and is a predicted model, not a curated record. NCBI's taxonomy places the organism in Eukaryota, Metazoa, Chordata, Actinopteri, Osteoglossiformes, Osteoglossidae. The transcript has 5 exons. Bases 421 to 1020 code for a protein of 199 amino acids.